AUGGCGCGCCAAGAUCCUCAUGUCAUAGCGCAGCUGCUGAAAAGCUUAGAAGAUGCUCGCAAGAUGGAAACGGCGCAGAAGAAGCGGACUUAUACCUGUAAAAUGUCGACCUUCAAGGUCCACGGGGCCGAGGAUGUGACGGUUCAGUCUUGGAAGUUCAUGGACUGGGACUACAAGCGAUCUGACCUUCCAACAUAUGCCCGCGGUCUUUUCACUUCCCGACGCAAAGAUGGUAUACCGGAAAUCUCUGUGCGUGGGUACGACAAGUUUCACAAUGUGGGUGAAACCGAAAACACGCGUUGGAGGAAUAUCGAGAAUAACACGCGAGGUCCAUAUGAGCUGAGUGUGAAGGAGAAUGGGUGUAUUAUCUUCAUCUCAGGCCUGGAGGAUGACAAAUUGCUGGUUUGCAGCAAGCAUUCCACCGGAUGGCGUAACGACUAUGAAAUCAGCCAUGCUAUAGCUGGUGAGAAUUGGGUGGAGCGUCAUGUCGCCUCCGUGAACAAAUCAACGAAAGACCUUGCACGGGAACUGCGCGAAAACAACCUUACAGCCGUAGGUGAGCUGUGUGACGAUUCCUUCGAAGAACAUGUUCUGGCGUAUGAUGAGGCCGCUGCUGGUAUAUAUCUGCAUGGUCUCAACUACAACCUCCCUGAAUUUUCCACAAAACCCAGCGAGGCAGUCCAUGAAUUUGCCGACAAAUGGGGGUUUAAAAAAGCAAAGUUUGUCAAAUAUGAUGAACUUGAUGACGUGAAGAAAUUUCUGGAAGACGCGGCCGAGACUGGGACAUGGGAUGGUCGGGAGACUGAAGGCUUUGUGGUUCGCUGCAAGAUGAAUGACGGUGGCCAGGGUCCCUACCGUGACUGGUUUUUCAAAUACAAGUUUGAAGAGCCUUACCUCAUGUACCGACAGUGGCGUGAAUGCACAAAGGCUGUGAUCUCAGGAAAGCUUCCCCACAUCAAGAAACAUGUGAAGAUCACCGAGGAAUAUCUCCAGUUCGCACGCAGAGAACUCAUCAAGCACCCCCAAAAGGCAAAACUCUACAAUCAAAAUCACGGCAUCAUCGAAUUGCGAGAACAGUUUCUGAAAGAGCGAGGCCUGAAUGGCUCUGAAAUUAUCGCCAUGGAAGCCCAGCUAGACAAAAAAAGUGACAACAUCGAGCGUGACGUUAUCAUCGCCCCGAUCGCUUCUCUGGGAUGUGGAAAGACUACUCUGGCUUUGGCCCUCGUUCAUCUUUUCGGGUGGGGCCACAUCCAGAAUGAUGACAUCCCCAAGCAGAAGCAUAAACCCAAGAAGUUUGCAUUCGAAAUUACGAAAGCCAUGGCAACAAGUCCAGUGGUGAUUGCGGACCGCAACAGCCACCAGCGACGCGAACGGAAGCAGCUGAUAGAGGACAUCUCUCCCGUUGUCCCCCAUGCUCAGUUUGUUGCCCUUCAUUAUGUCCAUGAGCCGAAGAAUGAAAUGCUACCAGCCAUCAAAGAAGUCACCCGAAAGCGAGUAUUGGAGCGUGGCGACAACCACCAGACCAUUCGCGCCGGCACAAAGAAUCCCGAAGAGACCAUUGGGAUCAUGGACGGGUUCUUGUAUCGAUUUGAAGGUAUUGACACAAGCCGAGAUCCAGACGAGCAUUUCCAUCACGUCAUUGACCUAGACGUGUGCGCAUCUUCGCGAGAGAACCUUGAGACGGUCGUGGCUGCCCUACAUGCUGCCUACCCCAAGAUCGUGCCCAACAUGCCUUCGGCUGAGGAUCUGGAUGCUGCCAUAGAGGCUGCGAUGAAUGAAUACAGAGUCAAGGAAGACUUGAGCGGAUCAUACUCGCAGAACAAAAAGUCCAAAAACUCGCAGCAUGUCUCGGAUGCUGAUGUCUCUCCAGCAGUUCUGGCCCGGAAAAUUGAAUUCUUCCAAAUCGGUCUUGCAGCCAAUGAGGUCUUCUCCGUCCUCCACUCUCUCUUCACCCCUGAAGUACCCGCGGAAACCUCACGUUUGUACCACCAACUUGUGAACCAGCGACGCAUCCAGCCUACAUGCCAUGUCACUCUUAUCCACCGGGCUUUGAGUAAUGAUCGCUCCGACAUCUGGAACCAUUACACGAAACAAUACAUUGACACUAUGACUAUCAAUCAAACCCAGAGCCCACCAGUUCUUGGAUCUGCCCGUGUACGCCUAGAGCGUUUAGUUUGGGACAAUCGUGUUAUGGCUUUUGUUGCACGCAUUCUGCCCGCAGUUGACAACAACCCCGAGAAUGAAGCCGGUCUGCCAUGUGCAAACAUCAUUCCUCACAUAACCAUUGGAACUGCCUCGCCUGACAUCAAGCCUAAGGAAAGCAAUGAUCUUCUUCAACGUUGGUUGAAAGUAGGGUCUGGUGGUGAUACUGGGAUUUACGAGAUGGAGGUCAACGGUGUUAAGGUUGUGAAUGGGGUUGUUGGGCCGGUCAUGAUGCGUGGCAGAUAA
Messenger RNA from Penicillium longicatenatum, 2448 nucleotides. RefSeq names its product tRNA ligase. Gene Ontology annotation, cellular component: nuclear inner membrane. Lineage: Eukaryota; Fungi; Ascomycota; Eurotiomycetes; Eurotiales; Aspergillaceae. The transcript has a single exon. Bases 1 to 2448 code for a protein of 815 amino acids. Gene Ontology annotation, biological process: tRNA splicing, via endonucleolytic cleavage and ligation. Gene Ontology annotation, molecular function: phosphoric diester hydrolase activity; ATP binding; GTP-dependent polyribonucleotide 5'-hydroxyl-kinase activity. The record is from RefSeq and is a predicted model, not a curated record.